Molecule: messenger RNA, 489 nt
Organism: Parascedosporium putredinis
Lineage: Eukaryota; Fungi; Ascomycota; Sordariomycetes; Microascales; Microascaceae
Source: the annotation of a GenBank genome assembly
AUGGCACCAGCUUGGACCCCCGCAGCCGCCAGCGACCUCCUCGCCUGCAUCCUCGCGUCCGAGGGUAAACCAUCCCCCAACUGGAACAAGGUCGUCGAGAUCAUGAAGGAGCUCGACCACGUCUUAACAGCCAGCGCCGCCCACCCCACCACCCCCGCCACCGGCAAGAAAAGGCCCCUUCCGCCGCGCGGCUACCGCGCCCCCGCCGAGGAUGAUGAUGCCGAGCCCACGCUCACCCCGGUCAAGAAGACCAAGGCCGUCGACAAGAGCAAGGAUAAGCCCAAGGUCAAGGCCAAGGCUAAGAGCAAGGAGGAGACCGACGAGGAUAUGGAUGAGGGCAAGGGCCAGGAUCAGGCCUUGGAUGAGGAGGAGGAUGGCGACGAGAAGGAUCCCGGAAAGGAGCCUUGGGACGAAGUACCCCAGGGAGAGGCCGCCGACGCCGAUGCCGACGCCGACGCCGUCGCUAAGAACGAGAAUGCGACUAUUUGA